Molecule: messenger RNA, 2496 nt
Organism: Daktulosphaira vitifoliae (grape phylloxera)
Lineage: Eukaryota; Metazoa; Arthropoda; Insecta; Hemiptera; Phylloxeridae
Product: ras-related protein Rac1
Exons: 7
Coding region: 195-773 (192 amino acids)
Biological process (GO): regulation of cell shape; actin filament organization; small GTPase-mediated signal transduction
Cellular component (GO): cell projection; cytoplasmic vesicle; cytoskeleton
Molecular function (GO): protein kinase binding; GTP binding; GTPase activity
Source: RefSeq, a predicted model, not a curated record
UGGAAUGUCCUUGCACUUGCUAAGCCCCGAAAUCACUACCAUCAGUUCUGAUAUUUUCCGAUGUUUGAUUCCCACAUCAAUAAAAAUCAUUUCAUAGCUAAUAAAAAACGAUCUGUACAUGUUAAAUAAUUACUGGAUAACUUGUAUUGCGAAUUCCCGGUAGGUAGUGAUCGGUUUCGGGUCAACCACGUAAAAUGCAAGCGAUCAAGUGUGUUGUGGUUGGCGACGGAGCGGUUGGUAAAACAUGUUUACUUAUAAGUUACACGAGCAAUGCAUUUCCUGGUGAAUAUAUACCUACUGUGUUCGAUAACUAUUCAGCUAAUGUGAUGGUAGAUGGUAAACCCAUUAAUUUAGGUCUAUGGGAUACUGCUGGUCAAGAAGAUUAUGAUAGGCUAAGGCCUCUUUCAUAUCCACAAACAGAUGUGUUUCUCAUUUGUUUUUCAUUAGUAAAUCCAGCAUCAUUUGAAAAUGUUCGAGCCAAAUGGUAUCCUGAAGUUAGACAUCAUUGUCCUAGUACUCCAAUUAUAUUAGUUGGUACCAAACUUGAUUUACGAGAGGAUAAGGAAACAAUAGAUAAGUUAAAAGAAAAAAAGCUAACUGCUAUAACAUAUCCACAGGGUCUUUCUAUGGCCAAAGAAAUCGGAGCGGUGAAAUAUUUAGAAUGUAGUGCAUUAACCCAAAAGGGCUUAAAAAUUGUAUUUGAUGAAGCUAUUAGAGCGGUUUUAUGUCCAGUACUGCCAGUUAAACCUAAGCGCAAAUGCAUAAUAAUAUAACAAUCAUGACGAUGUUGUCACUGGUAAAAUGGACUUAACAUCCUACAGUGGAUUGUCCAAGACUGAUAACCAUCAGUUCAUCGAUCGUUACACAUAUUUGUGUAUAAAAACUAACAAAAACAAAAGUUCUUCCUUCAAAAUAAUUGUGCGCACAUAAUAAUUAUUAUGUAUUGUAUAGUAUGGUAAGAAAUUUAUAUAUUAACUAGGGACCUAUAUUUCUGUUGAACAAACUUAUGGCCUAAUUUUUAUAGUCUAAUCAUGUAAUCUAGAUAGCUUAAUAAUUUUUAUAUGAAAAUUUAUGUUUAAAUAUUCUCUAAGUUAUUUGAUUAUCUAAUAUUAUAAAUUAAUACAUACAAUUUUUAUUGUGAAUUUUUUUUCUGAUAAAUUUAACAAUUAGUUUUUCUUUUUGAGUUGCCAGGUGCUACUUAUUUUCUGUAUUUUAUUAAAGCAUUAUUUUAAUUGGUGAUUUGGCCGAAAUUUUAUGUAUCAGAAAAUAAUUAUUUUGUUUGGAAUAAAUAAUAUUAUUUAGUCUAUUUAUAACUUUGAGUUAUGCAUUGAUCUAUUACCAACAGAAUUUUAAAUUUGUUGUAUAAAUACAAUUUAUUAUUAUAAUAUACAGUUUAAAAGUAGCACUAUUAUAAUCAAAAAAUAUUUUAUUUAUUUUAUUAUUUAUUUAUUGCUUUUUACUGAAAAAAUUCAAAUUAAGCACUAUGUAAAAAUUUAUUAAAAGUGUUUAAGAAUUGUGUAUAACUUAAAAGUAAUUUGCAUUUUCAAUGAUAUAGAUAACAAAAAAAUAUAAUGUACAUACAAAUAUUUGACUUAUGUACAAAAUCUUACAAAAAUUUAUAGUAUUAUAACAUUUUAUUGUUAUCAUAUUAAAAUUAAGUUAAAAUAUCAGAAAAUAAAUGUUAUACUAUUUUCUUUUUUAAUUGGGUUUUCUUUAUUAAUUUUGUUAAACCUAGACACAUGACAAAUAAGUUGUGUACAUUUUUUCUUAUAUUUAUUUUUAUUAUAACUUCUUUUGUACAAUAUCAUUAUCUUUUAUUUGAACCAUGUAAUUUUUAAAUAAAUGAUAUAUAUUGUAUAAAAUAAGAUAGUUUUAUUUGUCUAAUUGAAUACUAUAUAUCAACCAAAUAAGAUUUUAUAAAGUCACAACUGUGAUUAAUGAUUUCUAACAUUAGAACUUGUUAAAACAUUUUUUUUUAAACCAAUACUACAUUUAUUGUAUUUUAUAGUUAUUUUAUUUAUAUCAAUUAUUUUAUUUUAUUUAUAUAAUAUUUAAUAUUGUUUUAUGGCUAAUGGUGAUAUUUUAACCAUGGAUCUUAUUCAACCUAUUUUUUAGUUUUUGUAACUUAAUUUUUAAUUCAAUAAUUUGUUAACCAUUAUAUUUCAAUAAUUUAAUAACCAAUUGAUUUUGGGACCACUGUAGAACUUAUAUACAUUUUUAUAUUGACCUAAAGCUCUGGUGUUCGCUCAACAUAAAUGCUUACAAUUGUAAUUUUUUACAGAAAUGUUAACAUAAAUAAUGUAUCUCCUGUAACAAGUGUUUAUGCAAUUUUAAUUUUAGUCAUCUUAGAUUAUAAUUUUGUUACACGAAUGCUUGCUUCAUAUUUCAAAAUAACUUUGUAUUAACAUCUUAAUUUUUAAAUAUGUAUUUAUGCAACUUGACAUCAAUUGUUUACAAGAUUAAGUUUUAAUUAAAUUCUCUAGAUGAAUGAAUGAA